This is a messenger RNA of Apis dorsata (giant honeybee), 2194 nucleotides long. It is a transcript of the gene Taf5, whose product is annotated as transcription initiation factor TFIID subunit 5. The transcript has 11 exons. The record is from RefSeq and is a predicted model, not a curated record. NCBI's taxonomy places the organism in Eukaryota, Metazoa, Arthropoda, Insecta, Hymenoptera, Apidae. Gene Ontology annotation, molecular function: protein binding; RNA polymerase II general transcription initiation factor activity. Gene Ontology annotation, cellular component: transcription factor TFIID complex. Gene Ontology annotation, biological process: transcription initiation at RNA polymerase II promoter.
AAUUUCGGAAUGAUAAGUUGUACACACGCGCCUACGUGCGCGUUCGGACGGCGUAGUAACUGUGCGUUUCUUAUGCGGUUUAUUUGUUAACGAAUAUUUUGAUUUAUUGACAGAAAAACUCAGUUGAAAAUGGAAAACGAUAAAAGUACUAUGCUUGCAGUUCUGCAGCUACUCAGAAAAUAUAAUCUAAAGGGAACGGAAGAACUCUUUAAAAAAGAGGCAAAUCUGACAGAUAUCUCUCCAGAUGAAACUCAGCAAACUGAUUCUGAAGUGAACAGUGUCCUUUCUGCUUAUAAAAGUGAAGGAGAUCCUGCUCUUUAUGAAAAAGCAUAUAGCGAACUAAAAAAAUUUGUAGAAGGAUCUUUAGAUAUAUAUAAGCAUGAAUUGGGUACAAUUUUAUAUCCAGUUUUGGUACAUAUGUAUCUUGAAUUAGUUUAUAAUAAUCAUUCUGAAGAAGCAAGAUUAUUAUUGGAAAAAUUUGGUGGAAAUUUGGAAGAAUAUUAUCAAAAUGACUUGAAGAGAUUAUCCAAUGUAACAAAACGUGAACAAAUGGCUGGAAAUGAAUUAACUGAUACUUUUAAGUCAAAUCAGUUCAUAAUUAGAAUGUCAAGGGAUACUCUUUCUAUAUUAAAACGACAUUUACAAGAAAAGAAACAUAGUGUAUUAUUGAAUAUUAUACAAGAACAUCUUUAUUUUGAUAUGUAUGAAGGAGUAGCUAGAAAUAAACAACAGAUAGAUGCUACAUCUGGUGCAGUAGUUGGUGAAGCAACAAGACAAGAUAAUAAGGCCAAAGUUUAUUAUGGACUUUUAAAGGAACCAGACAUUCAAUGUAUGCCUCCAACUGAAGAAGAGGAAGAUGAUACGGGUGGUGUAGAUGGAGAUAAACCGAAAAAGAAAAAAGCCAAAAAAGAUCCAUUAUUUUCAAAGAAAACUAAAUCAGAUCCAAAUGCUCCACCUGUUGGAAGGAUGCCUCUACCUAACUUAAAAGAUGCAGAUAAAUUGGAAAAAGUAAAAGCAUUGAGAGAAGCGUCGAAACGUGUUAUACUUGGUCCUGAUACAUUACCAUCUAUAUGUUUUUAUACAUUAUUGAAUGCAGUACAUACUGUGACAGCAGCUGAAGUAGCAGAAGAUUCAAGUUUACUGGCUAUUGGAUUCAGUGAUUCUUGUAUAAAGGUAUGGAGCUUAGUUCCACAAAAAUUAAGACUGAUGAAGACAGGGGAACAAUUACAAGAUAUAGACAGAGAAGCUGAUGAUGUACUGGUAAGAAUGAUGGACGAUCGUACAGCGGAAACGUCGAGGUCAUUAUUCGGACAUAAUGGUCCUAUAUACAAUUUAUCAUUCAGUCCAGAUAGAAAUCUUCUAUUAUCAUCUUCAGAAGAUAGUACAGUAAGAUUAUGGUCUUUACAUACAUGGACAUGUGUCGUAUGCUACAAGGGUCAUUUAUUCCCCGUCUGGUGUGUAAGAUUUUCACCCCAUGGUUAUUAUUUUGCAACUUCUUCUCACGAUAAAACCGCUCGACUUUGGGCAACUGAUUCUCAUCAACCGCUUCGUAUAUUUGCUGGCCACUACUCAGAUGUAGAUGUAAGUUUAUAUUCGUAAAUUUCAAAUUUAUUAGCAACCGGUUCCAGUGACAUGACAGUAAGAUUAUGGGACUGCGUAACCGGCAGCCAAGUCAGAUUAAUGACAGGACACAAAGCUCCGAUUUACUCCCUUGCUUUUUCCGCAGAAGGUCGAUUUCUGGCGUCGGCCGGUGCAGAUCAUCGUGUUUUAGUUUGGGAUUUAGCACAUGGUCAUCUUGUCGCAGCCUUAUCGAGUCAUUCUGGUACUAUUCAUUGUUUAUCAUUUAGCAGAGAUGGAAAUAUACUAGUUUCAGGUUCGUUAGAUUGUACGAUUAAAUUAUGGGAUUUCACGAAACUUGCAGAAGAAAUGAGUUUAGAAGAUGUGAAUGUAUCGCACAAUCCAGAUGUAAAAACGAACGCAGAAACAUAUCUUCUUCGAACGUUCGCGACAAAAAGCACUCCCGUAUUGGCGUUGCAUUUCUCACGAAGAAAUUUACUUUUAGGCGUUGGAAUGUUCGAAUCAACAUAGCAAACAUAAUAAUGUUUAAACGAAUUCUAAUGAGAUAUGGUCUGGCAUCCAUUCAUCAUUGUUGUAAAAUAAGAACGUUUGUUAAUAAAUUUUUUCACAUUGAUUA